AUGUCCUCUAGCUUCAUUCCUGCCUGCGUAGAAACGAUCAACGUUCCUGAAAUCACUUCUCAAGAUAUAGAGGAAUUCAGCCUUUAUCAAGCUGCUCAUCCAAAUCAUGAAGGCGAGUUUGAUCAUCAAAGCUUCAACAAGCCCGAGGCCAUCUAUUUCCGUAAGAAGCCCGAAGGCAGUGAGUCGGAUGAGGUGUUCUAUACAUCGUCAACGGAAGACCCAACUGCAACCCAAGUCACGUUCUUGACUGGCAGAGGUAAAGGAAACAUCAUCCAGACACUCAUUCCCAUUGACUAUGAUGAAGAUGCCAAUGGUCAGCGUAGGGACGGUGGAGCCAUAUGCACCAUUGACUCUAAUGGAGAAGAGUUUUUCCAAAUAUUUCGAUUUCUACCUGCCUCUGACGGAAAGCCGCAAUUGCUUGAAGCCUGGACGAAGCCAGGCACAGUAACGCGGCCCUUCGUUCUAACCAGCGACUGUUCCAAACUGUUCUACGUAUGCAAUGCUCGCAACGGAAAAGACAUGGAUCUGUAUGUGCGUCAUCUGAAGAAUCGACCUUCUGAUGAGCCUGAAUAUGGCCAGCUGAUCCGAGAAUUGGACGAUGGUUGGAGAGUGGGUGAAAUCAAUGCCGAUGACUCCAAAAUGAUAACCUUUCACAGAGUCUCACCACAACUAGUAGAGCUCUGGCUGUAUGAUAUUAAGACAGGGGAGAUGGACCAAGUGGUACUCCCUGGUACACACAAGGGUAACGCCGACAUCAAGGUUCUUGGACGAUUCUCUAAGACUGAUCCUCAUAUUAUCUAUCUUUCUACCAACUGGAUGUCUGAACACACUUCUCUCGUGAUUUAUGAUGCCUCUAACGAUUCUGUAAGACCCAUCACUACACCCACUCUGGAAGAAUCUAUGUUGCCAAUGCCAUGGACUUGCUACAGUCAUAUGACUAAAACCAAAAUGCUUAUCCAAGCCCUAGUCGACGGAUACGAUGAGCUCUAUGUAUUCGACAUUGCUACAGAAGUCAUCAGAAAAGUCGACAUUCCUGAUUCUAUGAUUGGAAAAGCUAGCAAGUUGAAGACAUCUGUAUUGGACGAUAACCUAGCUAUCUUCUCCUUGGACUCUGUGGCAUCUCCUGGGGUGAUGUACCUUCUCAAUUUAGAGACACUGAAACUCAAGCCAUAUAAAUGCACUGAAAUUUCUAAUCCACCUCACCCGUCUGGGUUUCCUAAACUCAUUCGUUACAAGUCUUUUGAUGGGUUGGAAAUUCCAGCAUUUGUCUACCUACCCGCCAAGUACAAUGGUGUCAGCUUGGACCGCAUUGACUCCAAAGACAAACUACCUGUCAUCAUCUACAUGCAUGGAGGGCCGGAAUCACAGCAUGUUCCGUCUUAUAACCCUCGACUUUACCUUCAGUACUUUGUUCAUACUCUGAACUGUUGCAUCAUUGCACCUAACGUACGCGGAUCGUCCGGAUAUGGAAAAGCGUUUAUGGCAGCUGACGACGGUAUUAAACGCGAAGAUUCUGUGAGAGAUAUCGGUUCGCUACUUGAUUAUAUUUCCACCGAUAUGUCGUUCCUGGACUCUUCAAGAAUUGCCGCCAUGGGUAGAUCCUACGGCGGUUACAUGACCUUGGCGUGUAUGACUCACUUUUCCGAUCGUCUCAAGUGUGCUGUCGAGACUUGUGGCAUUUCAAACUGGCAUGUUCCAUUUGCGCGAUACAAGGGUGAAAAAUAG
Molecule: messenger RNA, 1725 nt
Organism: Umbelopsis ramanniana AG
Lineage: Eukaryota; Fungi; Mucoromycota; Umbelopsidomycetes; Umbelopsidales; Umbelopsidaceae
Exons: 2
Coding region: 1-1725 (574 amino acids)
Biological process (GO): proteolysis
Molecular function (GO): serine-type endopeptidase activity
Source: RefSeq, a predicted model, not a curated record